GGAAGGAACGUUGAGGGAGCCGCCCACGUGGCGCUACUGCUGCUGCUGUUGCUGCUGCCAGGGCUGCCAUGGAGGGCUGCUGGCGCUGCGUGGUUUGCGGGAAGGCGGGCAGGAAUGCCGCCAAGUACCGCUGCCCGGGCUGCAGGGAGAGAUACUGCUCCUUGCCUUGCUACAAGAAGCACAAAGAGCUGUGUAUUUCCAGAGGAGAGCCGCCUUCGCCGUCUGCAAAUAGAGAUGCUUCCAAAGAUGCUCAGAGAGGAGGAUCGUUCAAUGCCGAAGGAAGCCCUUGGACCGUGGACGACAUCUUGACCGAAGACGACGAAGGUGACAAGGUGCCUCUCCACAAACUUCAGCUCUUAGGGGAAUCGGAAGAGCUCAAAGACAUCCUUCUCAACCCUCACCUUCGCCAGUUGCUUGCGAACGUCGACCGAGCCGAAGACAAGAGCUCCCUCCUCCGGAAGUACAUGCAGGAGCCACUCUUUGUGGAGUUUGCAGACUGUUGCUUGCGGGUUGUCGAGCCGCCGGAGGAGGAGAAUGAAGAUGUAGAGUGAGAUUUGCCAUGGGGCAAGGUCGGGUUUGCGUGGCGGCUUUGGCAUGGCGAUCCAGAAGUACGUCCCUCGUGUAAACGCUGGCAUCCCUGUCCUUUCAGAGAGUCAAAGGCCGCUCCCAGUAGACACUGGAUCUGGAUUUGAGGAACUGAGUUUUGGUGCACUGUUCAUCAAUGCUGCCUUCUUUUAUUUUUUAGGGUGCAGGUUAGACUCCUGUAUCACCUGCUUAGUUGAAUACCGUUACCUAGAUUUACUCAUCUGUAACUGUUUUGUACUCGCACUACUGAGUACUGAGUUUCAUACUCACACUACUGGAGCCAGAGAUCCAAAUGGAAUCAAAACAGAACAGCCACAUGUGUAAUAAAAUACUUAUUCUUUA
Messenger RNA from Sceloporus undulatus (fence lizard), 927 nucleotides. RefSeq names its product zinc finger HIT-type containing 3 (gene ZNHIT3). Gene Ontology annotation, biological process: snoRNA localization; maturation of LSU-rRNA from tricistronic rRNA transcript (SSU-rRNA, 5.8S rRNA, LSU-rRNA); box C/D snoRNP assembly. The record is from RefSeq and is a predicted model, not a curated record. Bases 69 to 551 code for a protein of 160 amino acids. Gene Ontology annotation, cellular component: nucleus; pre-snoRNP complex. The transcript is spliced from 5 exons. NCBI's taxonomy places the organism in Eukaryota, Metazoa, Chordata, Lepidosauria, Squamata, Phrynosomatidae. Gene Ontology annotation, molecular function: protein binding.